CAGGUCGUUUACGCGCUCUUUUUCUCUUGUACUCUGUCAUCUCUAUCAACUCUUAGACCACAAAUCCUCUCUCUCUCAAAGUUGAGUAUGGCUGUGAGUAGCGGCAGUGGUACAAGAAGGGAGCUAGAUCAGACGCCGACAUGGGCUGUUGCUGGGGUCUGUUUGGUCAUCAUCAUUAUCUCCAUUGCCUUGGAAAAAAUUCUCCACAAACUUGGAAUGUGGUUCACAAAAAGGCACAAGAAAGCUCUAUUUGAAGCUCUAGAGAAGGUUAAAGCAGAGUUGAUGGUUCUCGGUUUCAUUUCGCUACUCCUGACAUUUAGUCAGUAUUACAUUGCACGGAUAUGUACUCCUUAUAACAUUGCGAAUACUAUGUUGCCAUGUCCAGUGAGGGACAAAAUUAGUGCUGAGGGACGGAGGCUUUUAUGGUUUGAUCACAGAGUCUUAGCUGCUGGUGGCUAUGGUACUACAUGUAAGGGGAAGGUUCCACUCAUAACUGUCAAUGGACUGCAUCAGUUACACAUUCUCAUUUUCUUUUUAGCAGUCUUUCAUGUGAUAUACAGUGCUGUCACAAUGGCGCUUGGGAGACUAAAGAUUCGCCGGUGGAAGCAAUGGGAGCAAGAGACAACAUCCCAUCAGUUGAGGUUCAGGCUUGCUCAUGAGACAACUUUUGUGAGAGCACACACAAGUUUCUGGACCACGAUUCCCGUCUUCUUUUACAUUGGAUGCUUCUUCCAACAAUUUUUUAGGUCUGUUAACAAGUCUGAUUACUUGACCUUGCGCAACGGAUUCAUCCAUGUCCAUUUGGCUCCUGGAAUCAAAUUCAAUUUCCAAAAAUAUAUCAAAAGAUCAUUAGAAGAUGACUUUAAGACCAUUGUGGGAGUCAGUCCUGUCUUAUGGGCAUCAUUUGUGAUUUUCUUGCUCCUCAAUGUCUAUGGGUGGCAGGCUUUGUUUUGGGCAUCCUUAAUUCCUCUGUUUAUUAUCUUAGCCGUUGGAACAAAGCUCCAAGCUAUUUUGACAAGGAUGGCUCUUCAAACCACAGAAAGACAUGCAGUAGUUCAAGGGAUUCCUCUUGUACAGGGCUCAGACAAGUAUUUCUGGUUUGGUCGCCCACAACUAGUUCUUAAUCUUAUCCACUUUGCUUUGUUUCAGAAUGCAUUCCAGAUUACAUAUUUCUUGUGGAUAUGGUACUCAUUUGGGCUGAAAUCUUGCUUCCAUGAUAAUUUCAAGCUUGUGAUUGCAAAAAUCGCGUUAGGGUUUGGAGUCCUGUUCUUGUGCAGCUACAUUACCCUCCCACUGUAUGCCCUUAUAGCCCAGAUGGGCUCACACAUGAAGAAAUCUAUAUUUGAUCAACAAACAUCCAAGGCCCUUAAGAACUGGCACAAGGCUGCAAAAAAGAAGCAGGAUAAAGGGGGAGGAAAAUCUCCAGUUCAUUCCAGCCUAGGGGGAAGCCCACCAGUAGCUUCAGUAAGUUCAACAUUUCCCUCCCCCGGAGAAGCCACGCUCCACCAGUUCAAGACUACCGGUCACUCUACCCAUUCCUUCUCCUGCGAGGACCAUGAACCGUCUGAUUUAAAAGUAGAUAUGCCAUCGACCACAAACUUGAUGGUGAAAAUUGAUGAUGAUUUAGGGACUGAAACAAGUGCAACACACCCUGGCGAGGGAAGUAGAAAUGAAUAUGUCCAUCCUGGUGAUUCUCCCACUUCAUUCCAAUAAAUCCAAUCUAAGAUUCCACGUACUUCAAAAAAAUAUUACUAUUGGAAUAAAGGAGCUUGAUUAUACAUAGUGAAUGAAAUGUGGGCUGUGUCUAAUUAUCUACAAGUAUCA
Rhododendron vialii is the source of this 1824-nucleotide messenger RNA. Its product is annotated as MLO-like protein 10. NCBI's taxonomy places the organism in Eukaryota, Viridiplantae, Streptophyta, Magnoliopsida, Ericales, Ericaceae. The record is from RefSeq and is a predicted model, not a curated record. Bases 88 to 1713 code for a protein of 541 amino acids. Gene Ontology annotation, biological process: defense response. The transcript has 14 exons. Gene Ontology annotation, cellular component: membrane.